CACCAUCGGAGCAAGUUGCCACCGCACGCCAACCAUGCGAGCCGUCGUGAUGUGUCUGUUGGUGCCGCUGGUGCGUGGAUCCUGCUUGCCUGAUGCCAUUCCACCUGGACAGCGUCAGAAUCUCGUGAACGCCAAUGGUGAGACCUAUCCUGUGGGUUUCAUGAUUGCCAACUGGGCUGCCUCCUAUGCGGCCAACAUUCUUGGGGCAACGUUGGUUGAGGAGAUCUUGGGCUAUAACACGACCGCAAAUCUUGACAACGUCGCUGCUGGUGCCGUCGCUUCAUAUUAUGGAGUUGCGGGUUGCCGCACAUUCAACGAUCUUACUGAUCGUGGCUGCAUGUCUGGCGUCACCUACUACCAUGUUGGCUUGGAAACGUGGUUGGGAUACCCGGCUGAUUGGACCAUCAUCCAGAACACCUACACUUCCAUGGCGCCAAAGGAUUUGGGAAGUAUGGGAUACACAGGACCUUCUGGAAUCUUCAUUCCCAGCCAAGUCCAAAUUCACGCCUACUCAACGCAAGGCAAAGCAUUGGAAUUCUACCGUGAGUGGAAUGCAUCUUGGAAUCAGCCUUCCAACUUCUUCAGUUCCUUGUCAUCGAUCGACGUGUCCCAUUUGGACCCUUGCAGCGCAUCUGGUGGAAUCCGGGCAGAUGACACUGUCAUGCGGCGUCAUGUCCAUUUUACCGGUGACAUUGAUGGGGUUGUCAUCAACAAUGAGACCUAUUCGGCCCGUUGCGAUGAUGGCUUUUGGUGGGCUUCUGCAGCAUGCCGAAACGACUUGUCGAAAUGCGUUGCGUUCAUCACUGCUGGUGGUGGCUGUGGAGCAGAAGAUGCCAUGCAGAAGUUCACUUUUCACAACAUGCCGGUCGCCAUCGGAGUGACUGCAUCAUGGAGUUCCUACACACAGGUCCCCCUCUUGCACAACGUGACGUUCUAUUGGUGGGCGCCCGAUCCUACUUUCUUGGAACGGAGUCCUUUGUUCAUGGAUUUUCCAACGCGCAACGAAAGAGAGUAUGCUGCAGGCAAAAUGGCGACUGCCAAUUCGGACGUUCCAGUGAAUGCCAUCGUCAGCUCUGACUUAGUAGUCCUGGCCCCCUUCGUUCAGACUUUCGCAGACAACUUGCACGUGACCAUGGAGCAGAUGAAUGCGAUCCUGUUGGACCAGAAGAACACUGGAGACACAUGGAGGGAUGUCACAUGCAGGUGGAUCACGGCAAACCGAGCGGUGUGGCAGAGGUGGAUGCCCGAUGAAAGCGAAUGUUUUCCUGGGUUCGGACUAUAUGACUCAUUGCUGCAGGAUUUCACUGACGUGCGAGUGAAUGCAACCAACAAAAUUGUGUGCCAGGCUUGUCCACCAGGAAUGUUCUCGCAAAAGUUGGAAGACAACAAAGGAGUAACCUACGUCUGUGUGCCUUGUGGCAAGGGAACAAGCCAAAGCUCCGGUGCUUCGCUGUCCUGUGCGCCAUGCAAAGCAGGUGAAUAUCAAGAUGAACUUCAAAGCACAGAGUGCAAGCGCUGCGACUUUGGCACUUAUCAGGACCUGAGUGGCCAAGAAGCUUGCACGGCUUGCCCGGAUUCCACGAGCACCCUUGGCUUCGGUUCAGUGGCAGAAACCGAUUGUGGCUGCCCGGAAACUUUCAUUGACAUUGACGGCUCAGGAGCCUUCGAGUGCGUUAAGUGCAGUGAAGGAAUGUCAUGCCCAGCUCUAUCUCAGCUGGCUGACUUGGUGAGUGGAAGCAUCAGCAAUGGAGCGGCGCUCGCUCCACAGAUCAAAGGGGGAUAUUACUCCACCAUUGACGCGCCGACCGAGGUGUUCCUUUGCACCAGCGCAACAUCUUGUCCUGGUGGCCCUCCUGGUUCAUGUGCUGGUGGCCUCGCCGAUACUCCUUGCUCGCAAUGCCCUGAAGGUGCAACGUGGACGGGAAGUGAGUGCGAAGAUUGUGCAGGAUGGCGCCAAGCUCUAUGGGCCCUGGCAGUUGCCGGGAUCUUCGCUUUCUUGGUUGUGGCUUACUAUCUCACUACCUCCAAGGUCACUGCAAAAGCCACUGUGCUGUUUGCGACAACGGCUUCCUUUGGCAUGCUGGUGAUGGCCAUGCAAAACUUGGGUCUCAUUGGUAUGAUGACCGUGCCAUGGCCACUAAACCUUCAGGGACUCUUCAGCAUUUGCCAGUUCCUCCUGCUCGACAUUGAUUCGUAUGGCUUCUCAUGCAUUGCAGGCCAGUCAGAACCCAUCCGCUACCUGCUCAGUGCAUUGAUCUUCCCAGUUGGUGUGGCCUGGAUGGCGCUUUGCUAUGCUGUGUCGAAACUCUUCCCAAAGAAAUAUCAUUGGGAAGGGCCCAAGGUGUGCAGCACAAUGGGGGCAUUCCUUCAGGUGGGCUUUAGCACGAUGAGUGCUACGGCUUUGUCUCCAAUGAUGUGCUACAAGCAUCCAAAUGGCCUUCGAAGCAUCCUCAAGUAUCCGGGCGUCAUCUGUGGCUCUUCCGAGCAUGAUGCUAUGUUGGCCAUCGCAUGGAUUUUGCUCAUCGUCUUUGUCUUCGGCUUUGUGGUGCUGUGCGUCGUCUCAGUCUUGAUGGUCCCGAGAUGGAGUGUGACGCGUAAGAACCAUCUCGUGGCAGCUGUGCGCUUCUUGGUUUUCCGCUUCAGGCUCGAUUCAUGGUGGUUUGGAGUGCCGCUGCUGAUUCGCGGGCCAUUGAUCAAUUUGCCGGUGGUGCUGGCAACAGACUUUCCACCAAUCCAGGUGGUGUGUAUUGCGAUGAUUCUGACCACAAUGAUGGUGAUGCAGAUGUUGGCUUGGCCAUGGAAGGUGCCAAUGCUGAAUGCGACCGACUGCAUCCUCUCCUUCUGCAUCGUGUUGCUCGUGACCUGCUCUGCGCUCUACCUCAACAAGAUUGAUGAGACUAUGUAUGGCUUUGCCAGUGCGGUCUCGACCGCUAUGCUGAGCGGCAUUGCUGUAGCCAUUGGCAUCAUGAUCGUUAUGACUGCGAGUGCACUCUUCUACCGCAGUGCGAUGGGUGGUAAGAAGGAGCUCAAGUUUUUCAACUUGGGCAGUACUCCGACUUCCGAGGGCCUGGCGAAGAAAGUCCAGGAGAUGGUGAAGGAACUCGAGAGGAUGGAGGUGGCAGAUGUGUCCCAGAAGCUGAAUGGCUUGGCGACUUUCGACAUCAAAAAAGUCACCACUUGCAUCACAUUAUUGGCGACUGAGGUUGCGCCGCCUGCUGAGCAUGGGUAUUCCUUCAAGUUCAACAAGCGAAUUGCUUCGGCCUCCUUUGACCCAAUGCUGAAAAGGAAGCCGCAAUCGCUGAGAAGCAGCAAGGGGGAAACCGAGCUGGCGCCCAAGAAGGACAUUGAAAUCAAGGACAUCCAACAAGAAGCUGAGACGAACAAUGUCGUGGUGGAGCAACAAGAAACGCAGAAGGACGAGAUAUUGAAUUCGUCAUGGAUGUGAGAACAGCUUGGCAGUUUGGCCAACUGUUUGAUCGUUUGUUUAAUGCAGAACUGCCGAAGUUUCUUGGCAGUUUUCCAUGCAAAGAGAUAUGCAGCCAGUGUUUGCAGUACAGUAAAAGGUUGUGG
This is a messenger RNA of Cladocopium goreaui, 3570 nucleotides long. The record is from the annotation of a GenBank genome assembly. Lineage: Eukaryota; Dinophyceae; Suessiales; Symbiodiniaceae.